Diospyros lotus (date-plum) is the source of this 1809-nucleotide messenger RNA. Its product is annotated as tonoplast dicarboxylate transporter. Gene Ontology annotation, biological process: monoatomic anion transmembrane transport. Gene Ontology annotation, molecular function: transmembrane transporter activity. Bases 9 to 1655 code for a protein of 548 amino acids. Lineage: Eukaryota; Viridiplantae; Streptophyta; Magnoliopsida; Ericales; Ebenaceae. Gene Ontology annotation, cellular component: membrane. The record is from RefSeq and is a predicted model, not a curated record. The transcript is spliced from 5 exons.
CUGAGCAAAUGGCCGAUGCAGUGGCUGUGGCGCCAGAUGAAGCCAGAGCCCCUCUUCUCCCGAUUCACAGGUCUCAGAGCUUCAACUCUGCGGUCAACUCCAUUUUCACGCUCAAGAGUCUCUUCAUCCUCCUGGGGCCCCUCCUGUGCGCAGCAAUAUGCCUGUUUGUGAAGCUCGACGGCGCCGCCACCAGGAAUAUGAUGGCCGUGCUUGCCUGGGUCUUCGCCUGGUGGCUCACCGAGGCCGUCCCCAUGCCCGUCACUUCCAUGGCGCCGCUCUUCCUCUUCCCCCUCUUCGGCAUCGCAUCCGCCGACGAGGUCGCCCAGUCCUACAUGGACGACGUCAUUGCCCUUGUGCUCGGAAGCUUCAUCCUCGCUCUCGCCGUCGAGCAUUACAACAUUCACCGGAGGUUGGCCCUGAAUGUGACCCUACUGUUCUGCGGCGAUCCACUGAAUCCACCGCUGCUGCUGCUGGGCAUAUGCGCGACCACCGCAUUCGUGAGCAUGUGGAUGCACAACGUGGCGGCGGCCGUCAUGAUGAUGCCGGUGGCCACCGGGAUUCUGCAGCGGCUGCCGUCGACGUCGGGGGCGAUGGGUAGGGACGAGCUGGAUAUCCGGAACUUCAGCCGGGCGGUGGUGUUGGGGGUGAUAUACUCGGCGGCGGUGGGAGGGAUGAGCACGCUCACCGGGACAGGUGUCAACCUUAUAUUGGUCGGAAUGUGGAAGAGCUACUUUCCGGCGGAAGAUGCCAUCAGCUUCAACAAAUGGUUCUGCUUUGCCUUCCCUUUGGCUCUCUUGAUUUUCCUCGCUCUCUGGGGGAUUCUUUGUUUGCUCUACUGCUCCAAGGGCUCAGGCCGCUCCCUCUCUGCUUAUUUGGACAAAGCCCAUUUGAAGAGAGAACUUGAGCUCUUGGGUCCAAUGGCUUUCGCGGAGAAGAUGAUUCUGGCCAUAUUUGGGAUGUUAAUAGCACUGUGGAUGACAAGGAGGAUAACGGAUGAAACUCCAGGGUGGGGAGCUCUGUUCAAAGGGCGGGCCGGCGAUGGAACCGCCAGCGUGAUGAUGGCGACCUUGCUGUUCAUAAUUCCAAACGGGAAGCAAGAAGGAGAGAAACUAAUGGACUGGAACAAGUGCAAGAAGCUGCCGUGGGGCAUCAUCCUGCUGCUAGGCGCGGGAUUCGCCAUCGCCGACGGAGUAAGGUCGAGCGGCCUGGCGGACGUGCUGUCGGAGACUCUGGAUUUCUUGGAGUAUGCGCCUUACCUGGCCAUUGCGCCUCUGGUGUGCUUCAUCAGCGCUAUGAUGACCGAGGUCAUCACGUCGAACAACGCCACCACCACCAUCCUGCUGCCGCUGCUGGUCCAGAUGGCACAGACCAUGCACGUUCACCCCUUGAUGCUUAUGAUCCCGGGCGCCAUCGGAGCGCAGUUUGCUUUCUUGCUUCCCACCGCGACGCCUUCAAAUGUGGUUGGAUUCACCACCGGCCACAUUGAGAUCAAAGAUACGAUCAGGGCUGGGUUGCCUCUCAAGACUGCAGCCAUUCUUGCAUUGUCCUUGCUGAUGCCCACUCUAGGAGCUUAUGUCUUCGGAACAAAUCGGCAAGUCGAGUGGCAGACUGGAAACUACAAACGCCGCCGCGCUGUAAAUGAUUGGGUGCAUUAAACUAAUUAUUGCCGUCAAGAAGAGGGCUUGCUUCGGUCAUUCAACUUGUUAUAAUUUCUUCUUUUUCUUCUCAUGCUUUAAUUAAAUGCAUUAUAUUUUUUUUCUUGAAUACAUGCAAUGUAUUUAUGUAUGAAUAUGGACAUCUUUUUUUUUU